This is a messenger RNA of Boeremia exigua, 568 nucleotides long. RefSeq lists its product as uncharacterized. The annotation marks the transcript as partial. The transcript has 2 exons. NCBI's taxonomy places the organism in Eukaryota, Fungi, Ascomycota, Dothideomycetes, Pleosporales, Didymellaceae. The record is from RefSeq and is a predicted model, not a curated record.
ACGAGAUAUCAUCUCGAACAGAGAGGGGUAGAAAAGAGCUCCUCAUCCUGUACAAUCUUGACCCAUAUCAAUCUCAAUUCACACGUCUCUUCUCGAAAUCAUAAUGUCGUCCUCUACUGCUUCCAAGAACCAGCCAUGGAAGGCGUUUUGGCCUCCUGCGGAGACCAACGCUGCCCAAGUAGAACUCACGCCCGAGGAGAUGGAUCUCCAGCGCUCUUACGGAACCCAUGCCUCGAACACCAAAGGCAAGAUCUUUGCCAUCGACUCUAAGACCCAACCAUGGAAGGCGUCCUGGCCCCCUGCGGAGACCAAUGCUGCUCAAGCAGAUCUCACACCCGAGGAGAUGGACCUUCAACGUUCCUACGGAACCCACGCCUCAAACACCAAGGGCAAGGUCUUUGCCAUCGACAACGAGCCAAAGUCUAACUAAGAUGACACCUUCUGCGAGUUGAAUGGACACUCACCCCAUACAUUCCUUCUGGCUGAUAGCAUAGAGGGUCCUGGAAUAGAUAGCAGGCUUCAGCAGGUGCCUUUAGGUAGUCUCUACAAUUCAACUAUCCCGGUUUCA